This is a messenger RNA of Spirometra erinaceieuropaei, 720 nucleotides long. The record is from the annotation of a GenBank genome assembly. Lineage: Eukaryota; Metazoa; Platyhelminthes; Cestoda; Diphyllobothriidea; Diphyllobothriidae.
AUGAAAAAGCGAGCCGAUCUUCAAGCGAAACUGCAAUCUCUUCUUCGCCCUGUCAACGAAAACAGCAGAUCGUCAAGAGUUGUUAACCUCUCUAAAAGGAGUCUAACAUCCGCUGAACUUAGUCUACUAUCUAGAGGAACAAAAUUCAGCCGUUCCGACGCUGUGCCCACAAGCUUCUUAGCGAGCAUUGAAUCUAUUUUACUGACCUCUGCUGUGCCUGAAGAAAUGCGCGCAGACAUACGCAGCUGUGCCACUGGUCUCCUUCGACAAAAGAAGCACCACCAAGUCUUGCCAGUCGAUGAAGAAAAAGAGCUACAGUCGCUUAGGACGGACGACAGCAUUAUGAUUGUGUCUGCUGACAAAGGUGGCGCGACCGUCGUCAUGGAAAACAGCGAUUACGUCAACAAGGCGAACCAAGUCUUUAACGACAGUGAAGCCUACACACCACACGCGGAGGACCCGACUAAAAAGCAAGCCGCAGCUGUAAAAAAGAAGGUGAAUGAGCUCACUCGCCUGAAACUCAUAACCCCCGAUGACUCCAGAUGUAUGACUCUUAACGACUCCCGAAUAGCCCAUGCAUAUGGCCUCCCAAAGGUGCACAAAGAAGGUGCGCCAUUGAGGACCAUAGUGCUGCUUAUUGGAUCGCCCACCUACAACCUCGCUACAACCUUGCCAGUUAUACAGGCACCUGAAGCACCUCACCAAUGGAUUACAAUAUAG